Molecule: messenger RNA, 3047 nt
Organism: Nezara viridula (southern green stink bug)
Lineage: Eukaryota; Metazoa; Arthropoda; Insecta; Hemiptera; Pentatomidae
Source: the annotation of a GenBank genome assembly
CCUUCCUUUCCUAUUGAUAAGAAAAGGUUAUAUUUUGUCUUAUGCCUUUAUUUAUACUCUACCGGUAUAUAUUGUACUGAAGUAGCUGUUGUAAUCAUUAAAAAUUUUUGGAGACCAUGUCUAUGUGUUUUUGAUUAUUUUUAUUAAUCCAAUAUGAAGUUGAAAUAUCUCUUACGUGCUGUGCAGAAGUACAAAUGUAGUUACAAGAGUUAUUCAACUGAAGUUGAAAUUGAUAUCCCAAAAAGAAUUCCUCGAGGACCCACUGAUAUUUUAAAAGCAUUAGCUAGCACAGUUAAACGAGACCCUACAGCUCCACAUUAUAAAUACCACGAUGACCCUUAUUUGAUACCAUAUAAUAACUUUACUAAAAGAUCUUAUGCUCUUUCCCAAGAAUCUGGUAGAAAAGCUGCCCGCUGGAUCAGGCAGCAGCACAAAGAGUUAUUUCAACAUAAGAUAGCCGAACCUUUGAUUGAGGCAUUCAUACCAACCCCAGAAUAUAAUGAGAACUCUGAAGUUGAUGAAGAAAUUUUGAAAAAAUUGAUAAACAAUGGAUUUGUUUCUGAUGCACUUUUUGUUUACAAUUUGCUUAGAAAUAAAAAAAUUGAUAUAACUCCUUCAACAAAACAAAGUCUUUUGGAAUUUGUAUGUUUUACAAAUGAAGAUGAACCCAUUUCAGAAGAUUGGAUCAGUGAAAGAUGGUUUCUUAUGGGCAUGAAAAAUCAGAAAGAUUCUAAUACUUGGAAAAAUGGAGGUUUAGCAGAGCAACUUUUUUAUGAACUGAAGUCUGAUGUGCCAUCUUCUUAUUCUGCUAUUAUAUGUGGAAUGUGUAAAUAUUUCCAAGUGAGCAAAGCUUUUGAGAUUUAUUCUGAAGCUCAAAGCAAAAAUAUUAUCCUUAACGUAGAAACAUAUAAUUCGUUAAUUUCUAAAGCAAAGUUUGUUAAUGAGAGUCAUCCGAAAAUAUGGGAACUUAUCCAGACUCUUUUGAACGAAAUGGCAGAAAGAAAAAUAAAGCCAAAUGUAAAAACUCUCAACAGUGUGCUUGAAUCUUUAUCUAAAAUGAACACGAACAGGAAUGCUAAAACUUAUGCUCUCAAUACGAUAGCAGAAUUCAAGUCAUUAAAUAUAGAGCCCUCCCUAGUAUCGUUAUAUUAUUUAUUGGAAAUAUGUAGUAGGAACAAAAGUCAGUUAAGUAGUAUGCUCUCUGCAAUCUUGGACUACGCCAGCAAUAAAAACUUUACCAUUAGAGAUAAAAAAGAUAUAUCAUUUUUUUCUAAAGCUAUGGAAGUUUGUAGUAAACUCAAAGAUAAGGAUCUUCUCUACAGGCUUCAUGAAUUAUUGUUGACCGGAAACAAUUAUAAUUUGAUCGGAGAUUCAUUUAGUGAAUCGGUGUAUUACCGUUAUUUUUUUUAUUUGCUUACUGAUACUGAAGAACUUAGUAAAGUAAUGGAAUUCUAUGAUGAUCUUGUACCAAACGUUUAUGUUCCAGAGCCAUCAGUGACCAAUGCUAUAUUGAAAGCUGUUUGUAACAACAUGGCAUGGGACCUUCUUCCCAAGCUUUGGUCAGACAUACUAUUGUUUGAGCAGUAUGAAGUUUCCGGUGUCCUGGAAAAUAUUUUAGAUAUUGCAUCUCAAAAUGAAGACAAGAAUUUGAUGGAAGGGAUGUCUAAAAUUGCAUGGUCUGCAUGGGAGAAGAUAGAAGGAAUAAAGAGGGAGCGAUCCAACUUUCAAUGGUCUGCGAGUGCACUGGGAAACAUUAUUCUCAUUUUGUUGAAAUCUGGUGAAAAAGCUAAGGCGAAUUUGGUUAUGAAUAAAUUAAUUCAACUAGGAAGUUCUGCCAUGAAUGAACCAAAAAUAGAGGCUUUGAGUCUCUACGUGGACAGUUGCAUAGAAAGUUCAUCACCAGAUGUAGCAAUUAAAUGCAUUCAAUAUUGCAACGAUAUUGGAUUUACGGAAACCACAGAGUUUGCUAGGCGAAUCAAUUCUUCUAUCGAGCUCAACCCAAGGCAAUAUGAAAAAUUAACAUCUAUUGUAGGCGAAGAUUGUCUGAAAGUUGAAAAGAAAAAAGAUCAAAGUAGAUGAAAUUGUUUUUAGACUUUUAAUAAAUGUAUAAUUUUACAUUGUUAGUUAAUAUUUGCAUAGUUUUCUUGUAAUAUAAUCACUAGUUCAACUGUUUUAUUCUAAUUUAAGAGAAUAAAAGUUUUACAUUUCUAUAUCAUUAAUGAAUAAUCCUUAACCAAGUAAUUCCAUUUGCACUUUUAUGUUGUACUAAGAAAUAUUGUGAAUGUUUAGCCAUUCUGAGUUUUGAAUUGCAAUGUAGAAAUAUUAACUGAAGGAAGAGAAACAUAGUGAUUGGUGAGUGCUGUCCAUGGUAGGUUAUUACUUAUAGUAAUGAUUUAUUACUUUAAACAAAAAAAAAAAAAAUCUAACUCUUAAAAUUCUAUGCCUUGUAUUCACUUACGACACUGUUCAAGAGUAUCUGCUUGCUUAUCUCCAUUGUUCUUCCAGCUUUUCUUACCAUAUCUUUUUCAGAAGGAGGUAACCAUCAAAACCUUAGAUAAUGAAAACACCAAUAGGCUGCCAGGAUUAGAUUCUAAAUGUGUUAUUUUUGUGUGAACAAUAUAACAAAACUAGGCUAAAAGAAAAAUCAAAAUGAUUCACGACUACGAAGCCAGACUAGUGAAACUAAAAUAAGUUGUUUGUAAGGUUCCCUUCAAGGAAGUAAGCAAACAUAGCUACAAUUAAAAUUAUCACUCCAAGACAUAUGAGAUGACUAUAUACAGAAUUUAAAAUCAACAGAAUCUCCAAUCUGCUGGAUGGAAGGUUAGACCACACAUCACAAUACUUAAUGUGAUGCCCAAACAUAUCUACACACUUAGGUAUCAAGCACUAGACAAACCCUAAACUUUAUAGUCUAUUCUUCAUGUUAUGUCCAUUAAUUAUUUGGAAGUUCUUAAGACCUAAGAAUUGCCUACUGAACAGUAAGUAAUUUGUAUGAACCUGUAAGUUAUGAAAAAAAUUAUUCACAUCAAUUUUCAUUCAAAUACAAG